AUGGCCGGAGAAUCCCCGACGGAUUCGCGCCUCAUGGAUGGCACUCCAUUGAAGCGCUCUUCUUCUCUCGCCGGCUUCGAGUCUCCCCAGCCGGCGAAUCACUCGGACCGGCCUCCGCCUCCCAAGAUCUCCAAAGCGCGUGCCUGCGCGGAGUGCAAGCGCCAUAAGAUCCGCUGCGAGUUUCGCCCUGGAGAGCUGAGCUGCAACAAGUGUCUCCGCAGUGGCAUCAAAUGCGUGGUCAACGACUUUUCGCAGAAAUUUGUCGAUGAUGAUGGGGCAUGGAAAUCCCAGGCCACGGCGACUAUGCAGCAGCUGCAGGCGGCUGUUUCUCAUCUCCUGCGACAAGGUGGUUCGCCCGACCUCUCAACCUUUGCCACCAGUGACGUUCCCGACACCUUGAGCCCCGCUACCUCGCAUCAUGCUCAACGGCCGUCCAUUAACCGGUCACAUACAUACACCAGCCAUCAGGAGGGCCCGGGGGUUGUGAUGGACGUUACUCGGGAACAUUCACAGGAACCUGACCUUCAAGGCCCGGACUUGGUUCCAGCACCUAUGCGCAGUCUUUACGAGGUCACCAAGUUGCGCAAUCUACGAAACAACCCCAUCGAAGCGCCCAAGAAGACUUUAUUGGAGGAGGACUUCAUUUCGCGCGGUUUGGUUUCGAUCCACGAGGCCGAGGAGCUAUUCGCCUACUUCAGCCGGACGAUGAAUCAACUGCUCUGGGGCGGCAUCAUCCUCGUGCACCGUGAUCUGACAUCGGUCCGCCGCGCAUCGACGCUUCUCUCAACCGCCGUUCUGACUGUGGCGGCCCUUCAUAUUCCCAACCGCACCGAUACCUUGAACCGGUGCUACAGCGAGUAUGUCUCUCUGGUGUCGAGUAUGGCGCUCACGCGCGCCCACACCCUGGAUGAUGUCCGCGGUCUCUGCGUCGGAGCCUUCUGGCUGUCUGAGUUGAGCUGGAAGCUGUCUGGCCAUGCCGUGCGCAUUGCCACCGAAAUGGGUCUGCAUCAGAGCUACCAACGCCUGACCCGCGGGCACAACGAUCAAUAUGAGCGCGCUCAGCUGUGGUAUCUUCUCUAUGUGUGUGACCACCAUUUCAGCAUUGCCUAUGGGCGGCCGCCGGUGAUCCAUGAAGAUGUGGCGAUCCGCAACUAUGAGAGGUUUCUCGAGUUUCCCAUGGUCGUCCCCGGGGAUAUUCGGCUUCUGGCGCAAGUGGCUUUGUUUAUGAUCCUAACCGAGGCGUACCGGGCUUUCGGCAGCGAUACCGAGCAAGCGAUGAGCGAGGAAGACUUUGGACAAUUGCGAAUGUACAAUGUCGCGGUAGAUCAAUGGCGACUGCUGUGGCAGCCUCGAUCUGCCGACAGCCCCUAUGUACGGACCUAUCCGUCCAAGGGCGUAGUGUUGCACUACCAUUUUGCCAAAUUCCAGCUCAACUCGCUCUCCCUGCGCGCACUCUCUCCAUCUACGACGCCCGUGUUCUCCAUGGACCGCAAGGAAUCCGCCAACAUUGCCAUCUCAUCCGCGAUGGCCUGUCUAAACAUGGUCCUCGAAGAGCCUGACAUCCGCGAUGCGAUCGUGGGAGUGCCUAUCUUCACACACACCAUGGUGACCUUCUCCGCCGUGUUUUUGUUGAAGGUGGCCAUCAAUUGGAACUCGGCGUACCUCAGCAUCAACGCGCGCCAGGUGCGGCGGCUGGUGGAGCGGGUGAUUGAGCUGAUGAACUGCGUGUCGGCGGGCGAGCGCCAUCUGACCCGGCACAUUGCACGGGGGCUGAGCAAGAUGAUUGAGCGCUUUGACUCGUGGGAGGCUGCCUGGCAAGUGGGUGCGACAAACGGCGCGACAGGGAGUGAGGUUCCUGGGGGCGCCAAUGCGAUGGCGCAGGGGUUCCCUCCGCCAGAUCUGAUUUACGAUAUGGUCGGCACAUAUGGGUUUGGGCUGGACGAGAACCUGCUGGAUCCGAGCAUGGCGAAUUUCGAAUUUCUGGCCCAGUAG
Messenger RNA from Penicillium lagena, 1992 nucleotides. Its product is annotated as putative C6 transcription factor. The record is from RefSeq and is a predicted model, not a curated record. The coding region runs from base 1 to 1992 and encodes 663 amino acids. NCBI's taxonomy places the organism in Eukaryota, Fungi, Ascomycota, Eurotiomycetes, Eurotiales, Aspergillaceae. Gene Ontology annotation, molecular function: DNA-binding transcription factor activity, RNA polymerase II-specific; DNA binding; zinc ion binding. Gene Ontology annotation, biological process: regulation of DNA-templated transcription; DNA-templated transcription. The transcript is spliced from 4 exons.